Molecule: messenger RNA, 2011 nt
Organism: Leptidea sinapis
Lineage: Eukaryota; Metazoa; Arthropoda; Insecta; Lepidoptera; Pieridae
Exons: 7
Coding region: 206-1348 (380 amino acids)
Source: RefSeq, a predicted model, not a curated record
GUGCCUAGGGCUUGCGGCUCUGGGGCAUGCGGUACAAACAUACAGACACACCACCAAAAUAUUAUAACAUUUAAAUGUCAAGUUAUACAAAGUGACUAUUGCCAAUAUUUACAUUAAUUAAUUUAGUACAGAACUGUUGAAUUUACAAUGAAUAUUUUCCAUUAUUUUUGUAAUUGAAAAAUAUAAAAAAGUAAAAAGUAAAGGUAUGGGUGUGGUGGGUGCCCUGGGCGGCUGGGGCGCCGUGUUAGCUCUGGAGGUGGGCGCGCCAGCCGCGUUGCUAUGCUGGCUUUGUUGCUGGCCCGACGACUCCAACUCUGACAGCAGCUCUGGAAAGCAUCCGUCCAAACCAGUUAUUACCGACGAAUCGCGCUCGGGCGCUCGUCGUCGCUCCGACCAGUUCUUCGGCGGUCGAUUCGGCACCAGCGCUGUCUCUCUACAUUUGCCCAGUACAUCAGGAGUCAAAGUUCCUCUGUCAGCGCACCGGAGCCACGAGGAAAUACGAGGCCAUCGGAAAUCCCAGCUUGAGCCGGCAGCGGACGAGACGCGGUACCACUCCGCUCCAAGCGUCAUCGACGAGGUGCUGCACAGGAGAGACUGGGAGAGAUCCACCAAGGAUCUAUAUAUACCGCUGAGACCCGAACAAGAAUCAAUAUCACUAACGGAACAAACCAAUGAAACGAAUCAAUCCGAUGAACAAAUUGUCGGAAAAACCUGCAAGAAACAUUACACGAAUAUUAAAUCAUCGCGUAAGAAGGAAUCUGAUGCUGACAUUAAAGAUACCGACGCGACUGAAGCUUCCUCAUUUUAUAUAGGUGAUAGCUUAGAGGCAAAACAAACUGAGUCGAACAAUGAUAUAGUUAAAUAUAUACAUACAGGAAAGCAGACAAAACAAUCUUUGAACGAGAGUAUAAAGAGCAAAGAUCGAAAGAUGUUGGUUCCCGUGGAGGAGUUUAAGGUAUCACUGUUUGUACAGAAUGUAGAGAUGGAUGUCGACAGGUCAGGUGCUCAACAUCACUCGGUCGAGUCUCGCUCAAGCUUGUAUAAUCCUCGACCACCGGCAAAUCCGCCGCCUUCUGUUGACGCGGUCGGCUACGAUCUCUACGCGACAUACCUGUGGGACGGCGAGCGGCUUGGCGCGGAGCAGUGGUCUGCGGCUACCGCGCAUUGCGUGCGCGGCCGCCACGCUAGCGCCGGCGAUGUACUCGCACCCCCUGCCCCGCCACGCCCGCACUCCACGGCGCUCUCCGAAAGUGACUUAGACUUGGAUCUAGAAGGUUCCGAUGAGCCUCCCCCUGCCUACCACGAGCUCGAACACUUGUCCAUCGCCAGGAAAGAAACAGCGAUUUAAAGCAGCACAUUCCUGCGAAAAUCUCCUGAUUAUCUUCAAGCUUUCAAAAGUUUUAAAGGCACCAUUAUAGAAUGUUCAAGAAAAUUUAUAAACUAGAAGAAAUGAAGAACAUAGUUUUAGCUAAGCUAAUUAUUACUAUCAAAAUAAAAUAGCAUUGCUCUGGCAUUUUAAGAAAAGUGCUUUAAACAAAAAUGUGGUAUUUAUAGUUGGUAUAAAAUUUUUGUCAGUGUUCCUAUCAAGUUUUCUUUUCUUUGAGUUGAGUUUCUCUUCUCAAUCAAGAGAAAACUUAAUAGAUGAGCUGUAGCCACGAGAAAGACAUAACAUACACAUAAUUAAUUGUAGCUAUAUAAUAUUGAUGUAAUUUGGAAAUGGCGUGAGUUCGAAAGUCAAUAAUAUUUCCUGACGUGAAUUUAAAAUCAAAUUCUUUUCGUUUGGACCAACCCUAGUAAUAGAAGAAUUUCUAGUCAAUACAAGAGGUCAAUAUUUAUAUUAUAAUUUUCUAUAUUUAAGUGCAAUUAGGGUCUUAAGUACAAAAUGAGGUUAUUUUUGGCUCAAAGGAAAUAUAUUAGUUAUAAUAAAUAUGUGCUUGAUUGUGAUAAUAUUAUGUGUUUGUCAAUUCAUUACAUUUUAAUUGGAAAACAUGGUUAUGAAGAGUAAAUCUUA